AUGACCCGUGGCCGCCUUCUUGACACAGGCGAGCUGAGGUGCAGCUGUUCUCACACCAGCUGCCGCAGCAGCAAUGAAGACCAGGCUAACGGUGGUGGGAGCGACACGAGGCAAAUUUCUCAGUGGGCUCGUUUCCCGCGCAGCCACCAGAUCGGCGCCGGCAGCUUCGGCACUGUGUUUCUCUGCCGCGAUAUGCUGCCGGCGAGUGCGUGGCAUCACCAGUGGGUCGCAGUGAAGGCUGUGCCGCUGCACGCCCUCUCCGACAAUGAUGUGGCGCUUGCGAUGAAUGAGGUGGCUAUUCUGCGCCACCUGCAGCACCCGAACAUUCUGCGCUACGUUGACAGCUUCAUCGAUGACGAGGAGCAGAUGUGCCUUGUUGCUGAGUACGCGGAUGACGGGGACCUUGCCGUCCUGCUGCGGAACUGUGCCGAGGGCAGUGGCACAUGUAAGUCCGCCGCUGAUGCAGGCACCAUGGUGCGCCGCGUCGACGACACGCAAGCUGCGGCAGGGCCCACGUGGGGUGCGGCGCAGCAGGACCACGCGCUAGCGCCUGUGUGGAUCGAGUCGUACCGCAUCAGCGAUAUCGUGCGGCAGUGCCUCGAAGCACUGUCGUAUCUGCACAGCAACUACAUCAUUCACCGUGACGUCAAACCUGCCAACGUGUACUUGACGAAGAACGGCAUGGUGAAACUUGGCGACUUCGGUGUGAGCAAGUUGCUGAACCUGUCAGAUCCCAUGACCGCAACGUUCAUUGGCACGCCCUUCUACCUCUCACCGGAGCUUUGCCUCGGUGAGCCGUAUUCCUUCGGCACCGACGUGUGGGCACUGGGCGUCCUCGCCUACGAGAUGUACUGCCUGAAGCUGCCUUUCUCUGCGGACAAUGUGCUGGCGCAGAUUUACGUCGUAACGGAGGGAGAGUACGAUAAGGAGGCACUCUGCCGCCCACACGACUUCAGCCUUUCCCAGCAGCGAGAGCUGGAGGCCAUGUACGGCGAUUCGUUUUCACAGCAGGAGGAAACACUGCACCGCCUCGUCGUGGCGCUGGUAGAGCGGAUGCUCGUAGUGAAUCCGCUGCAGCGCCCCACCGCAGCGCAGCUGCUACGGGAAUUCUUUGUAGUCGACCCCUCACGCGCCCCAUCACCCGCGUUGUGCCAGUCAACGUCAUCCUCUGUGGUGUCUGCUGCUGCUGCUGCUGCCGCCGCCGCCACAGCAGCAGCAGCAGCGUACAGCGAUGGUGCAGGGGUGUCGGUUGUGGCGUCGCUGCGCCUGACAGACUGUUGCCGCAUCUCCGCCUCAACUGUGUCAACUUGUGCCGAUGCUGCGGCGCUGCUUGCGAGCCGUGUUAGUAUGACGUACGAAGGGUUGGUGGAUCUACUGCCGACAGAGAGGCGAAGCGAGGUGCUGCAGUCCCCGUCGCGACCAACAUCGCAGGCGGGAUUGUGCCAGCCAGUUUCAUCAUUGCUCCAGAGCAGUGACGGUAGGGACGUGGACCUCGAUGUUGCCAUUCGCUCCGCCACGCGACACAUGAUAUCGGGGACGAUUGAGAAAAUACCGUGGCUGCGGCACGCGGAGGCGUUUUCGUCGUUGAGUCUGCACGAAGGCUACGACAACGACGUAGUCCGCGUGGAUUGGAUGGACGAGGACCACUUUUCACUUGUCUCGCCCCAAAAGAGACGCUCCUUGACGGUGUCGCAGAGACCGUACGAUGCUGCCAUGGCAUCGCUGGAGCAGCAGGUGGUGCCACCAGCAGUGGACCACGGAGCGGUGGGAAGGGAGGAUACCAAAGAGAUGGGGACAGGAACAUUAACAAAAACAAUGACGUCAACAACAAAAGCAGCAGCAGCAGCAGCAGCAGCAGCGGCAUCGACGGCGGCGAUGGCGGUGCUGAAGACCCCGAUGUCAUCUGUGGAAGGGGUGCCGCCGCCACAUGAUAUUUCAUUGGGGUUGGCCGCCGGCAUAGAGGGUGAUAAGGAGGCGGGGGCACAGCAACAACAACAACAACAACGGAAGCAGGAGCAAUGCCCCGUGGUCGGACGCUGCCAAGGACUCUCCACUGAAACGCUGGAGGCUAUUUUACGCAAAAAGAUUAUGGCGAGCUAUUUGCGUCGGCAGCGGGAGCUAAAGGCUUUGCGAGAAGCGUCUGCCAGUCGUGAGGAGGAGGGCUCACGUCAGCGUGCAGAGCUUAACGAGCUGUAUGCUAGAUCCUUUUCGGAGAGGCGGAAUCAAAUGUCGGCGCGGCGAGAUGGGGCAGGGACGAGUGGCACCGUCGACCCACCGUCGGCGCUAGCAACAACGCAACGUCCAAACCUGUACCCAUCGGUGGUACCAGAAGUGGGGACAGCGACACUGGCCACGGCAUCUUCAGCAGGCGCGGGUGACCCCACGAAGCUAAACGCGCUUGAGCGCAAACUCAAAAGCCUGAUGGCCCCAACUUACACACCGGAUGACACGCGCCGCAGGAUGGACUUGACAUUCCUCACGACGGAGGUGAUGCGGCUUGCAAAGGACGACGCCGCAGUGGCGGAACGCUGCGCCACGUGGGCGGCGCAUCCGCCGAAGCGUGUAGACUUCACCAACACACACGAGGAGGAUGUGGAGCGCCGCAGCACCUCGUCGGCGGGCGAUCCGCAGCGUGGGACGGAUGCGACGGUGUACGAGACACCUGUGACGCUCACUAUUGUCAGCAGUGAGGCGCACGUCACUCAACGGAGCACGCCACCCGCCGCGAACGCACCGACGGGGGUGCUCAUAUUCCCCAUCUGCAUUGGCCUGAAGCCGCUGCGCCGGCGAACGCGGNCCCGCCGCGAACGCACCGACGGGGGUGCUCAUAUUCCCCAUCUGCAUUGGCCUGAAGCCGCUGCGCCGGCGAACGCGGCUGGACGGUGUCGUGUGGCGUGUAAAGGAGGCGCUGAAGGCAUACGGCCUCGACUACGCUCUACUGUUCCCGCUUGA
This is a messenger RNA of Trypanosoma grayi, 2952 nucleotides long. RefSeq names its product serine/threonine protein kinase. Gene Ontology annotation, molecular function: protein kinase activity; ATP binding. Gene Ontology annotation, biological process: protein phosphorylation. The transcript has a single exon. The record is from RefSeq and is a predicted model, not a curated record. Lineage: Eukaryota; Euglenozoa; Kinetoplastea; Trypanosomatida; Trypanosomatidae. The coding region runs from base 1 to 2952 and encodes 983 amino acids.